GUGUCUACGGAGUCUUUGUACGGUAGUUCAAUGGCAACGUAUGCAUAGCUGGGAGGCCAAGUUUUGGUCCGGCACUUAAAAUCCUCUCUUCCCUUUUGGCAAGUGACUACUAAAUCGUGAUUUGUAAAACCUCCUGAGACCGGGCCGUAGUGAACGAGGAUAGACAAAUAGUAUCACCGUGCUAUCUUGCGUAGCCAGAAGUCAAUUUUAGACUCUUCCUGAUCCAUAAACCUUGUUUCGCUACUUGAACAUAAUACGGUACGCCUCCUGGAAAUGCUGAUCUUCGAUUUUAUUUAUUUGCUCAACGCCCUACUCGGCACCAUGUCCGGAGACUAUUUUUAUCCAUCGAUGGGGCAACCCGAUCUGCAAAUAACUGUAGAUGGAGAUCAGAUGAACGAUUGCAUCGCAACAUGUAUGUACCUGUUGAUCAGCGACAACCCAAUUGCCUGUGCGUACAGGUAUAUAACACACAUAAGCCGGCUUGUCUCAGGUUCAGUAGAUGUGUGUCGAUCUUAUGUACCUAAUAUAGUCCGGUCUCAACUAUAAAAAAACACUAAGGGUUAGGUACCUGUUAGUAAUGGAGUAAAUCCAAGCUCAUCGUUAGACAACCCAACCUAGGUACCUAUGUAAGUCUUACUGGAUGUGACAAGAGACACAAGGACAUUAUCACCUGUCUACGACAUCCAAGACACGUGUUUUUACAUACAUACCUGAUAUCUAGGUAAGUACCUAGAUACCUAACUUUAGGACAAAUGCUGGCUGAUCCAGCGAUCAUUGAAAAAAGAAAAGCCAUGUAACCGACCGUGUAGGGUAGGUACAUGAUGGAGGGUUACUUGUCCAUGCACGUUCUUUUUUGCUAUUCGUAGAGAAAUCUGACAGUC
Messenger RNA from Daldinia caldariorum, 881 nucleotides. RefSeq lists its product as uncharacterized. Lineage: Eukaryota; Fungi; Ascomycota; Sordariomycetes; Xylariales; Hypoxylaceae. Bases 274 to 546 code for a protein of 90 amino acids. The transcript has a single exon. The record is from RefSeq and is a predicted model, not a curated record.